Messenger RNA from Balaenoptera musculus (blue whale), 4621 nucleotides. It is a transcript of the gene LARP1B, whose product is annotated as La ribonucleoprotein 1B. The record is from RefSeq and is a predicted model, not a curated record. Gene Ontology annotation, cellular component: cytosol; cytoplasmic stress granule. Gene Ontology annotation, molecular function: RNA cap binding. Gene Ontology annotation, biological process: positive regulation of translation; mRNA stabilization. The transcript has 20 exons. The coding region runs from base 145 to 3594 and encodes 1149 amino acids. Lineage: Eukaryota; Metazoa; Chordata; Mammalia; Artiodactyla; Balaenopteridae.
CCGCGGCCUGAGCCGACGCGGGCGGCCGGGCUCUCGGGUUCUCUUCCCCAGGCCGGAGCCAGUCGGUGUCCCGGCGGAGAGACGGGCAGCCGGGCUCCCUGGCCCCGGGCCGCCCCCGGCUGGGGCGGCUGGGGCAGGGGAACGAUGUCUGCUCGCGUCCGGGUGCCCGCCGCUCACCCUCAGGAGGAGCGGCCCGCGGUACCAGCUGAGAGGGAGUCGCUGUCGGCCGCGGCGAGCCGGCAAGCCGGGAAGCUGCCUCCGCCCGAACGGGAGGGCAAGGAGGCAGCGAGGGAGGAGAGGAACGCGCUCGCCACCAGCACGGGGGCGCGGGGAGAGCCCUUGCCGGCGCCCGUGCUGGGACACAGCGUGCCUCAGGCGGCCGUGUCCGUGAAGCCCCUGGCGCUGCACCUGGCGCACAAGGCGCGCGGGCAGGGGGGGCCCUUCGGCUGGGAGCCGCCGCCACCGCUGCCGCGGGACUCGCCGGCCGAAGACGCCCGGGAGGAGGAGGCGGCGGCGGCAGGCUCUGAGGAAAAGCUACCGCCGCCGCCGCCGCCGCCGCCAACGCCGCCGCCGCCAACGCCGCCGCCGCCGCCACCGCCGCCGCCGCCGCUGCCGCGGAAGGAGAAUCCCUGGACCAAAAAGCCUUCCCAGCACCUGUCCCCCGCCGGGACGGGGCCGCCGCCGCUGCCCCCACUGGAAACCCUGGAGGCAGAGCUCAGUCCCCCCCAAAUUAUAAAAGCAGGAAAACUCAAGACAAAGAAAUCCAACAAGGCUAGUGAUUUCAGUGAUAUGGCGAACUGGCCAACACCAAGUGAAUUAGUGAACACUGAAGACCAUACAUUUGGAAAGGAUGGGGUACCAUGCUGUCAGCUUCACAAAACCUUUUUGCAGUGUCAGAGUGUCAUCAGCCUAGGAAAUAAGAAGCCACAAAAUAGAAAAGAAAGAGAAGACAAGGUUGAAAAGAGAAGUAACAGUGAAAGCAAAGAAAGCUGGGAAACAAAAUUAGAUGGUCCUGGUGAAAAUGUCAGUGAGGAUGAGGCUCAGUCAAGUAAUCAACGAAAGAAAGCUAAUAAGCACAAAUGGGUACCACUCCACUUAGAUGAUGUAAGACCAGACAGUCAAGAAAGACCAGGGUCCCGGAAUAGCUCAAGAUGUCAACCUGAAGCAAAUAAAUCAUCAUAUAACAAUAGGAGAAAUGACACACGAAGUUGGAGGCGUGAAAGAGAAAAGAAAGAGGAUCAAGAUGAAGUUUCCAGUGUGAGAAGUGAGGGUGGUAAUAUCCGAGGUACCUUUAGAGGCCGAGGAAGAGGCCGAGGACGGGGAAGAGGACGGGGCAGAGGAAAUCCUCGACUGAACUUUGAUUAUUCAUAUGGUUAUCAAGAACAUGGUGAAAGGACUGGUCAACCAUUUCAAACAGAACUUAAUACCAGUAUGAUGUAUUACUAUGAUGAUGGUACAGGCGUACAGGUGUAUCCUGUGGAAGAAGCAUUGCUUAAAGAGUAUAUUAAACGCCAAAUUGAAUAUUACUUCAGUAUAGAAAACUUGGAACGGGACUUCUUUCUUAGGAGAAAGAUGGAUGAGCAAGGUUUCUUGCCUAUUUCCCUGAUUGCUGGUUUCCACCGUGUUCAGGCUCUCACUACAAACCUUAAUCUCAUUUUAGAGGCACUGAAAGAUAGCACAGAAGUGGAAAUUGUGGACGAGAAAAUGAGAAAAAAGAUAGAACCAGAAAAAUGGCCAAUUCCGGGCCCUCCUCCACGUAGUGUGCCACAAACAGACUUCUCUCAACUGAUUGAUUGCCCAGAGUUUGUACCAGGCCAAGCCUUUGGUUCACAUACAGAGUCUGCCCCAAAUUCUCCAAGAAUUGGAAGUCCACUGAGCCCAAAGAAAAACACUGAAACAAGUAAUCUUCAAGCAAUGUCUAGAGUUUUGUCUGCCAGUUUGCCCGACUUGGACUCAGAACCUUGGAUAGAAGUAAAAAAGAGACAUCGUCCAUCCCCAGUGAAAUUGAAGGAGUCACCACCUCUACCUGAAGAGGCAUCAAAUCAACUCUAUCUUCCAGAUGAACAAGAACAAGAAGAACUUGAUUUUUUAUUUGAUGAAGAGAUGGAACAAAUAGAAGGGCGAAGAAACACAUUUACUGAUUGGUCUGAUAAUGAUUCAGAUUAUGAAAUUGAUGACCAGGAUUUAAACAAGAUUUUGAUUGUAACUCAGACACCACCUUACAUGAGAAAACAUCCUGGAGGAGAUCGAACAGGCAACCACAUGUCUGAGGCAAAAAUUACAUCUGAACUUGCUAAAGUUAUCAAUGAUGGCUUAUAUUAUUAUGAGCAGAAUUUGUGGAUGGAAGAUGAAAACAAACACACAGCCAUAAAGCAAGAAGUUGAGAACUUUAAGAAGCUAAAUCUCAUUAGUAAAGAGCAGUUUGAAAACCUAACACCUGAACUUCCUUUUGAGCCAAACCAAGAAGUUCCUGUAGCACCUUCACAGUCCAGGCAAGAUUUGACUGAUGAAUUAGCUCAGAAGUUGUUUGAUGUUUCAGAAAUAUCUUCAGCAACAGUGGCCUGUUCAUUACCCACAGCAGUUCCAGAAUCUCCUAGAAUUUAUCCUGCAAGGACACCCAAAACACCUCGAACACCUGGAUUACAAGAUCCAAACAAAACACCAAGAUUUUAUCCUGUUGUUAAAGAACCCAAAGCCAUUGAUAUAAAGAGUCCAAGAAAGAGAAAAACAAGACAUAGUACAAAUCCCCCUCUCGAGUGUCAUGUUGGUUGGGUAAUGGAUUCCAGAGAUCACGGGCCAAGAGCAUCCUCUGUCAGCAGUUCAAAUGCUUCGCCUUCAGAAGGUGCACCGCUAGUAUGUACUCCUCAUUCAUUCCCAAAGUUCCAGCACCCUUCUCAUGAACUUUUGAAGGAAAAUGGCUUUACCCAACAAGUGUACCACAAGUAUCGUAGAAGAUGCCUAAGUGAGAGAAAACACUUGGGAAUUGGCCAGUCCCAAGAAAUGAAUACGCUCUUUCGUUUCUGGUCCUUUUUCCUCAGAGAUCACUUCAAUAAAACAAUGUAUGAGGAAUUUAGACAACUUGCUUGGGAAGAUGCAAAAGAAAAUUACAGGUAUGGAUUAGAAUGUCUGUUCAGGUUUUAUAGUUAUGGACUGGAAAAAAAAUUCAGACAAGAAAUUUUUAAGGAUUUCCAAGAAGAAACCAAAAAAGACUACGAAUCUGGUCAGCUGUAUGGAUUAGAGAAGUUUUGGGCUUAUCUAAAAUAUUCUCAAUCUAAGACACAUUCUAUUGACCCCAAACUUCAGGAAUACCUCUGUAGCUUUAAGAAGUUGGAAGACUUCCGUGUUGACCCCCCUAUAGGUGAGGAAUUUGAAAGAAAAAGACAUUCAUCUACUUCUGGUGAGGAGAGUAAUCGUCACAGACUUCCGUCUAAUUCCUCUACAAAGUCACCGAGUGCUGCUAAGCCUACACCUGCCAAUCGGCUUCGGGUCCCAACAAACUCUCCCAGAAGGAAUACUUCACAGCAGUCCAAUGACAAUUCACACCAGAACAGUGCUGCCUCAGUCUCAACACAUGGUGAACUGCCUGAGAAAUAGACUCUGAUGAAAGUUGUUUGCCCUUGAAAUCAACAUUUACAUCAGUAAUUAUUGGGGGAAAUCUUCUGAUGUUUAAUUGUGAUAAAUUGGUAGCAUUGGAAGAAAAAUGGUAGCAUUUUUUUCUAGGAAGAUAAAUUCUAAAAACGUUUUCCCUGAUUUCACGAAUAAGUAUAAUUUUGGUAACCUUUUAUAGAGAUCCUCUAGUAAUAUAUUUUGGUCUCAAAUAUAUAUUUGAAAUAAUAUAUUUCUUUUUCAAAGCCAUUGUUUAUAAGAACAGCAUUCCUUAAAUAUACACAAAAACAACACAAGGAAUGCCUAACAUUUCAGCUCAUACUUCUUAAAGAAGAUAUAGUAUGUUAUAGUCAUCUAUUCUAUAGAGCUUUCUUAAAGAAUCCAAUAACCCCACUGUCAAUUCAUAUUUGAACUUACCAAAAACAAAGGACAAUUAUGUAUAUGUUUUUUAAAUUCAGAAAAAGAAUGUGAAAUGAUACAUUUGCUUUUCUUUUAGAUUUAUAGUUUAAAGAAAACUAUUUUUUUUUUUUUUACAGAAGUAGAAAUAUAUUGCAGUUAUAUUGAAGUAUAUGCACUUUGGAUGUUGGGUUUUGCUUUUUUCCCCGCUAGUCAUGCCUCAUGAUUUCCAUAGUUAUUGUUGUGUUGGUAUGGAGUGUUCUGAAUUGGCAUCAGCCAGUUACAUAUUAGAAGAGAUUUACUUUUUGUGACUCUAUAAACCUGCACAAGUAAUUGAAAACUGAGUUGGGAUUGGUUGGAAUACUGUCCUAAAUUAGUUAAAUCUUGCACUGUUUUGAAUGCAUUUGCUGUUUGUACAUCUGCAGGUGUGUAUGUCACAAGUAGUCAGAUUAUCUUCAGUUUAAAAGGAGUAACUUUUUGUGUCCUUUACUUUGUUUUAUGCUUAUAAAAAGUGUUUUCAAGAAAUGAAUUGACUUCUAAUUUUUAUUGCUGUUGCAACCGAUGUAAAUGAUAGUUUCAGUUUUUGUGGGAAUUAAAAUAAAGCACUUAUUCUAAAUUA